GUUGGUUCUACGCCCGGUACCGCCCCCCAGUAAAUCCAUGGGGCUGCGGUUACUUUGCUCCUUACCUAGUCCAACUGACAAUGCCUGCGGAUUGUCAACGCCUUGGAAACUGGUGGAAAGUGGCGCGAUUGUUGAUUCCUUCUUCGCUCUUUUUUUUUCGUAUCCUUUGUUUUGGCCCAAGGGCCGAGGGACACGGUUUAACGCUCCUGCGUGGAGUUAAUCGGGCAAUCAAAACAACAACAGGAGGAGUCAGGAGUCAGAGGCCAACAUGGGCAAGGCGGGCGCCGGCAAGGGUCGUUCGCCAACACCGACACCCAGUCGUCAGGAUGGUGGGGCAACCACUGGCGGUGGUGGUGGUGGUGGUGGUGGUGGUGGUGGUGCAGCGGCACCCACAGCAACUGGAGGCACCACUGGCGCCGGCAGAUCCACACUACAUGCCAACAAAACGAUACUGAAAACGGUAUCCGUGUUCCUUGCCAGCGGCAAGCGCAACUCGAGUAACCAACAGUCGAAGGCCGCCGCGGCUGCCUUGCAGAACAAACGGCAACAGCGGCAACGGAGGAUGGAUGAGCUGAGCGGCAAAGUGAAUCCCAAGCUGCUGGACAGCCUACGAAAGAAGACCCGCUUCACCAAGGACGAGCUGGAUGCCUUGUGCCGCAUCUAUCGCAAACUGGUGUCCAAUUGUCAAUAUGCCGCAAAGACUUUGGCCUCCAGCUCCUCGAGUGCAGCGAUUGCUAAGCCACAUGCCGCUGUGGAGGGAAUCGAUCGCAUUGUGUUCCGUGAGCUAUUGCACAGCACCUUUGACAUCGUCACCGAGGAAAUCCUGAUGGAGCGCAUCUUUUGCAGCUGGGACAAGGCCCACGAGGGUUUGCCCCUUCGCCUUGAGGGUUGGCUCAUUGGACUUUCAACAUUUCUAAGAGGCACUCCUGCGGAAAGGGCUGCCUUUUGCUUUCGGGUUUACGACCUUAACACUGAUGGUUUUAUUACCAAGGAUGAGAUGUUCACGUUGCUGCGAAACUGCCUGAUCAAACAGCCACAGGACGAAGAUCCGGACGAGGGGGUCAAGGAUCUGGUGGAGAUUGUGCUCAAGAAGUUCGAUCUGGAUAAGGACGGCAAGGUAUCCCUGGAGGACUUCAUGGGCACCGUCACAGCCGAACCGUUGUUAAUCGAGGCCUUUGGUCAGUGUCUUCCCACGGACAGCGCCGUGGUUUCUUUCUUCUCAACGCUGCAGGUGUGAUCUGCAUCUGGUUCUAUAGUACCCUUGAAUUUGUUAUAUCUAUCAUCUAUUAAGUAUAAUAAAAAUAAACGUUGA
This is a messenger RNA of Drosophila suzukii, 1312 nucleotides long. RefSeq names its product calaxin. Gene Ontology annotation, molecular function: calcium ion binding. Lineage: Eukaryota; Metazoa; Arthropoda; Insecta; Diptera; Drosophilidae. The record is from RefSeq and is a predicted model, not a curated record.